Molecule: messenger RNA, 4574 nt
Organism: Pecten maximus
Lineage: Eukaryota; Metazoa; Mollusca; Bivalvia; Pectinida; Pectinidae
Product: zinc finger protein Xfin-like
Exons: 2
Coding region: 60-2738 (892 amino acids)
Biological process (GO): regulation of transcription by RNA polymerase II
Cellular component (GO): nucleus
Molecular function (GO): RNA polymerase II transcription regulatory region sequence-specific DNA binding; DNA-binding transcription factor activity, RNA polymerase II-specific
Source: RefSeq, a predicted model, not a curated record
CGGUUUCGGCGGCUAUGCUUGGGGAAGAAAGCCUUCAAUAAAUUGAGUGAUAAACAGUCAUGGUGGCCUGGAAUUCAACAGAGGCUGAAUUCGAUGAAGAAAAGGGAGAAAUUGUACUGAUAAGUCGUCAUCGACUGCAAGAUAACGCUCUUAAAUUUAACGCAGGAGCCAAAUUAGCCAAAUGUGUCGGGGCCGUCUCGAUCUUAUUUGUCAAGUCAGAUUUUAAUACAGAUGCUGCCAAACAAGGGGAGAAAACCAAUGAUAAUGAGAAGGUCACAGUAUCACUACCAGCAUCCCUCAGUGUUGUACCAGUUCCUUGUCCAAGUUUUAUCGCCCCACCAGAACUUGACAAACAUCCACCUGAGUUUCCCAUCACACCUAGUAAGCCAGUUAAGGUGGUCCCCAAAAAACCCUCUGUACCUAGCUUUAACCAAACUUCAGACCCUGGCUGGGUACAACAGGAGGAUGAUGAUGAUUUAGAAGAAGACAAUGAGAGAGAGAUACCAUGGCCGAGCGAGGAUUUAUCACUUAUGCCAACAAACCCAGUAAGGAAUGAGAUUAGCCAAAAGAGACCAUCUCAGACUCACCAAACCAAGAAAAGUCAAAAGAAACCUUCCUCAUUUUCUUCUAUGGAAAUGCAGGUUCUAGCUAGUGGGUUAAAACAAAAGCUGGACUCCAUUAAUUUACCACAGCCAAAUGUAGGUACAGACAAGGGUAUUGAAGUGCGAGGAACCUUCAAAGGCAAAAAUACACUGUUGAAUAAAAAAAGUACUGGUCCAAAUAAAUGUAAAUACUGUCGUAAAGUAAUCAAUUCUUGGGAGUCCAUUGUAGAACACGCAUUGGAGGACCAUGGUAUGAUAUCUGAGGAUUCGGACGAGGUGGCCUGUCCUAUCUGUAAGGGCCUUUUCAGCAAAAGAGAUAUGUCUGCCUUUAUACAACAUGUCCAGCUACACGACAAGAACUGGCAAAACAUGUGCAAAGACAACCCUGCAAUGUUUAUACAGAACUCUGAUGAACUGAGCUUCACACCUGAUCAGGACUCGGACUUGGAGGAUAAUGAUGGAGAAAUGUAUUUGGAUGAUUUUGAUGACAGCCAGUCAGAUCCUGAUCAGCAGGGCACUUUUAAGAGGAAGAAAGGAGGAAACCGGUCAUUCCCGCGUCUUAAUGCACGCCUCACAUCAGAGGUCCUGAAGUGUACCGAAUGUGGGGAGCAGGUCAGUAGCUACAGCAAUAUUCUCCACCAUUGUAAACUACAUGAGAUGUUCAAACAAUGUCCAGUGUGUAGUAAACAAUUCACACUGAGAGGAGGCCUGCUACGUCACUUCAUCACACACGUGGACAACAGGGUGUUCACCUGCCCAUCUUGUGAUGCUUACUUCACACGUAAAGAUAAUUUGAAGCGGCACAUAGAAAAGAAAUGUACUGGUAUUCCUGGUAGUGGACUUAUGUCAGGAAUCGGUGUCAUGGAAAGGCCUCAGGGGAAAAAGUUCAAGCCAAAUCCAAAGGAAAAGCUUGUCCUGAAGUUUGGUAAGAACUGGCCACAGAGGGCAAUGGAUGCUGCAGGAACAGACAUCUAUGAGUCACCGUCAGAUUUUGGUACACCCGAAUCUAGUAAUGACAUGUCCGAACAAGAUUUUAGGGUAAUGGGCACCGAGAUAAAAACCGAGCCACAGACUGAUGAUGACCAGCAAGGGUAUACAAGUGUCAGGGUGGAAAACUCAGGACAUGAACAGUCCAACCAAAACCAGGGCCAAUUUUCACCUGCUCCUGGUCCUAGUGAUGAAAGAAUUUCACUAAGACCAGCUCUCAGCUACAAAUGUGCCACCUGUGAUGUUCACUUUAACAGUAUCCAGGAACUCAAGAGGCAUGUUCUUGUUGAACACUCUGAGGAAACGCCAUCUUCAAGCAAUGUUCAAACACACCAGGGCUACGAGGAGGCAGAAGAGCAGGAUAUCAAACCAUUCCUCAACAGCAACCAUUACACUUCUGACCUUGACUAUACAUUCCCUCAAGGUCGCCAAACUCACUCAGGCAUUACCCAUAAAAGCAUUCAGGAAGAACUUCAGGCAAUGGAUGUAAUUGACAUCGAGUCUCUAGGCAAGUUUACAGACAUGGAUGAGGAUAGUGCUCAAAGUCAAAACCAAAGAGGACAAAAUCUCAAAGGAGUUCCUAAUAGUCUAGUGGGAGAUGAUAGCGGCCACCCUUCAGGGUCCUCGGAGGGAUUCGUCGGAGAGGGAGUGAUAGACGAUAUGGGAGAUAAUUCCUCAGACUCAAACUUACUAGGAGUGGACAGUCCUGACCAAUCAACUAGCAUGGACUCCUACACUGAGCGAAAUGCUGAUUUUCUCCGUAACCUCGGCGUUCCAAAGGGACGAAAAGGUGCUGUCAAUAAGACUGCUCCCAUCUGCCACUUCUGUGGUAUGGUUUUCGAACGCCCAGUAGACAUUCUCCAUCAUGGAGAAGUCCAUGAACUUGAACUUCCAAAUCAGUGUACAUGUACUGUUUGUCUGAAGGAGCUUAGUGGAAAGGACAGUCUCUUGCGACAUGCAAACUCGCAUAUAGGCAGGUGGUACCCAUGUGACGUGUGUUCUGCCAGUUUCAGUCGCAAGGACAACCUUAAGCGACACAGAAGGAAGCAUGAUGAACCAGGGGGCAUGGAGAUGUUGAUGAAUCUGAUGCCAUCUGGCCUGGAACUGAUAAGUGACCAGGAUAGUACAACAAAUUUUCAGGAUGCGUAGUAAUCCUGAUUUUAACAGCAUUUUUAUAUAGCAUAGUCGGACAAUGUAUCAAUUAAACUUUGUUGUGUUUCAUUAUUGUUCUCAAUAUCAUAUUUAUACAUUAUACAAAUUGAAUUUUUUAAUCUGAUUGAAUAUUUAUUGGUGAUUAUCAAAGUAGUAUAUGUGUACAUGUGUAGAAGUACUAGUGUAAAUGAAAUAUUCAGUAUUUUUUUGCGAGUUGUCUCCCUUCCCUGCAUACCUGAGGCCAAACUGACUACAAAAUCUUGGUGCCCUAGAGAAAUGAGACUGGAGCUUUUCGUUAUUUCUAUUUAACCAAACAGUAAUACAGUAAUGUUAAAUUCAACAGUUGAUGUAUACGUUUGAUUUAAGACUCGCACAUCAUAUUUUCAAAAAAAAUAUUUUAAUUACAUAGACCAAUUGUUGAUAUGUAGUUGUAAAUGUGGCUUUACUUAUCUGUCAAACCACUUACCUAUAUGUAAAAUGAAAAUACCAAGGUAAAUAUAUGCAAAUGUAGCUCACCUGUACUAGUGUAUUGGUAAAUGGUGGAUAUAUAAUUCCAUUUAAUAAAACCUAUGGAAGUUUUAAUCAUUGAAUUUACUUGAUAUGGUAUAUUCAUAUUAAUAAUUUUGAUUUUGAUUUUUUGUAUUCAUUUAUUGAUUAAUAUUUCCUAGCUUUUUUUUGCUGUUAUUUUCUAGAUUUUAUAUAUAUGAAGUAAAAGAAUAGUUGCGACCAGUGUGGUCCAUUAGAUAGCUAGAACAGUCAUUUUGUUGGGUGUACCAGUAUUAUAAUGCAAUUUACCCUGGAUUUAAUUUUUUACAAGAUCUGAAAAAAGGCAUACCAAAUAUAGGACCAAUUGAUAGAAAUUAAUUACACAUGAAUUUUUUUUAUUAAAAUAUCUCUGAAAAAAUAGGCCUACCAUAUAUAGAACUAAGUUGUGUAUGUGAAAAAAAAUAUUCAUCUGAAAAAAUUGGCAUACCAUACAUGUAUAUAGGACCACUUGAUAAACUUAAUUGCAUGUGAGAAAAAAUAUGAAAGUAUUUUAAAUGAAAAUCACAUCUAAAAAGUAGUGUAAUAUUUUUUCUGAACAUCUUAUGAUUAUAAUUACACAGUAAUAUUUUGUGGGUGCACAAGUUUUAGAUAUUUUAUUAGCAAAGUCUGCUUUAGUUUCUACACUUUAAAACAUAGAUUGUGUCAAGGUUAGUGGCUUUUAGAUGUAAACUAUUAUUUGAAUGUGUAUAUUGCAUUUUUCAAAUGUAUCUGCAUAUACCAUUUAUACCAAAUUGUCUCAUAUAUAUGGAAAGCAUUUGUAGAAGUCAUAUGUAAACUUGCAUUUUAAAGUACUGUAUCAAAUAUGAAAUACACAUAUUGAAAACUGGAAAUGUACAAAUGAACAAAAGUUGUCUUCAAAAGACCUGUUGAUAUUUUUUGGUAGUCUGUAACAUAUUAUUGUAUUAUUAUCUCCUUGAUGUUAAAACAAAUUCCAUAAGUUAAUUGGGUGAGGUAUUUACGAUUUUUAAUUUCUAAUUAAAGACCUUAUGAUUUUUUCUUCGAAAAAAAACUACGGUUAACCUCCAGUGAGUUCGAACAUGCACAUAGUUCGAACGCACAUUUUUCUCUAGGAAACUCCAUUGACAGCUCAGAAUUUUUACACCAACAUUAAUCAAAGCACCAAUCUGAAGAUGUAUAUAAUCAUAUAGAACUUCUUCAUGUAAGUUCCAGUAAUGUAAAAAUUUUCGGGAUAGCCGUAUAAUAUUCUUUUGACCCUGGAUAUGACGUGACAGGUGGCGUUACUGGUCAAGAUGAAGUAUGUGAUUGGUCAAUGUAGCAGUAAAUGCA